GGGCGUGGAAGGGGAGGGGGCUGAUGGAGAAAGAAUGGCGGUGCUUCCGUGCCUGGGGCAGCGCUCCCGUCCCGUCCCGUCCCGUCCCGUCCCGUCCCGUCCCACAACGCUGCGGGAAGCGAUGGCAGCAGCUGCAAUAGAGCACGCUUUGCUUACUGCAAACUCCGCGUCUUUACGAUGGGCAGCGGCUUGGCAGGAUGGGCAGAGAAAGAAAUCGAAGGAGUCCCGAAGGCGUGUGACUCCCUGAAGGGUCGCACUCCCUGCGCUACUUCCUGACCGGGAUGACGGAUCCCGUUCCCGGGAUGCCGCAGUUCGUGAUCGUCGGGUAUGUGGACGGCGACCUGUUUGGUAAGUACGACAGUAAGAGCAGGAGUGCACAGCCCAUCGUGGAGAAGCUGCCGCAGGAGGACCAGGAGCACUGGGACACGGAGACCCAGAAGGCCCGGGACGGCGAGCUGGAUUUCUGCGGGUUCCUGGGCAGGCUGCCGGAACAGUACAACAAAAGUGGAGGGUCUCACACGAUGCAGAUGAUGAUCGGCUGUGACAUCCUGGAGGACGGCAGCAUCCGAGGGUACGAUCAGUAUGCAUUUGAUGGGAGGGACUUCCUUGCCUUUGAUAUGGACACGAUGACGUUCACCGCGGCGGAUCCAGUGGCAGAAAUCACCAAGAGGAGAUGGGAGACAGAAGGGACGUAUGCUGAGAGAUGGAAGCAUGAGCUGGGGACUGUCUGCGUUCAGAACUUGAGGAGAUACCUGGAGCAUGGGAAGGCGGCAGUGAAAAGGAGAGUGCAGCCCGAGGUGCGAGUGUGGGGGAAGGAGGCCGAUGGGAUCCUGACCUUGUCCUGCCACGCUCACGGCUUCUACCCGCGGCGCAUCGCCAUCAGCUGGAUGAAGGACAGCAUGGUCCAGGACCAGGAGACCCGCUGGGGGGGCAUCGUGCCCAAUAGGGAUGGCACUUACCACACUUCGGCUGCCAUUGAUGUGCUGCCGGAGGAUAGGGACAAGUAUCGGUGCCGCGUGGAGCACGCCAGCCUGCCCCAGCCUGGCCUCUUCUCUUGGGAGCCGCAGCCCAACCUGAUCCCCAUUGAGGCUUGGCUGGUCGUCCCCUUGGUGGUUCUCUUCGUUGCUUUGAUUGCAUUAUUGGUGUGGAAGUUCCUGUCAGGGAAGGAGAAGAAGGGUUAUGAAGCAGCAGCAGGCCACGAUGGGGUAUCCAGCGGCUCGGCCACAGGUACAGUGUGGAACGGGGGCUCAGGAGGGGUCCCUGUGGUUGGAGCGAUCCCACUUCCCUGCACUCCCCCAUUGGACCCACAUCCGGGGCAAUACUGGGCCCAGCCCUCCCUGCUGAACCCCCAGGGUGGUAAGUCAGGAUGGGGAUGUGGCCCCACGUGACACCAUCUCUUCUCACCCCCACAGGAAGUGAACCUUCCAUCUGAGUGCUGUGCUGCUUCAGCCAGCCCUGCAUGCACGUGUUUGGAGUUUGUGGGUGUGUGUAUCUCCAUUUGCUCGACUCCUGCAUCUCCUCGGGCUGACGCAGUGUGUGCUCCCCUGCUCACACACUGUUUCCAACAGUUAGCACAUGGGUUCUGCCCUGUGCUAGGCUCUCUCCUACCAUGUAGGAUUAUCUUACCUGGUGCCUGUGCCAAUUGUACCCAGGUCAGAACGCCCCGGUCUCAACUUUGUUCAGCAGCUUUCUUUGUGAAAAGCAGCUCUCAGCGCUGUGCUCAUUGUAGUCAGCCAUUAGCUUCAAAACCUUGUUGGGCAGCUCAUGCCUUGGAUGGGUGCUGCUGACCAGGCUUUGAGCCAAGCUGGCAUGGUUUUGUAAUUUUGCCAUUGGUAUUCCACAUCAUAGCAUCAUGGACAGCCCGGGUAAUUACAGGGUUAAUAGUCCGGUUCUGUGUACUGACAACCUUCCAGAUACCUGCUUCUCGAAAGAGAAGAAGAACUGCGUAUCCCAGAGGACCUCACGGUCAGAGAGGGAAGAUACGGCACUGAAAUCACAGGUUAUGAGUUGCGUGAUCAGGCUCACACUCUCUCUCUGGCAGCCACGCAGAGUGCUGGGUGUGCUUCCGAGCUGUGCGCCUUCAUUCAAGCAGACCUUUCGGUUUUGGAAACUUUCUCUUAUUUUAUCUUUUUUAUAACCCGUACUUUCAAUUUGAUUGUAUUAUAUUGUGUUAUCUUGCAUUCCAAUAUCACGGUUAGUAAAAUAAGUUUUCCACCUUA
Molecule: messenger RNA, 2219 nt
Organism: Gallus gallus (chicken)
Lineage: Eukaryota; Metazoa; Chordata; Aves; Galliformes; Phasianidae
Gene: MHCY55
Product: major histocompatibility complex Y, class I heavy chain like
Exons: 7
Coding region: 282-1388 (368 amino acids)
Biological process (GO): immune response
Cellular component (GO): external side of plasma membrane
Source: RefSeq, a predicted model, not a curated record